GUCAUGGCAGAUUCCUGGAGAUGUAAACACUACUCAAAAGAUGUGUGGAUUUCAUUAUUUUCUUUAAUAAAUAAUGCUAUGAAGUCCGUUUAGACAAGAUAUAAUUAUGACUUUUAACAAAUAUUCAUUAUCAAGUCCAAAUUGAUUUCUCGAUGGCUUUAAAAGAUUUGUGAGCUCUUCUUUUGUGUAAACUGGAGUGGAAACUACGGACGCCGCCAAGAAUUAAAGGUUGGCAACGGUGUUGGCAUUGUAGAAUGUAGGCCUACUUGUAGCUUAGUUAAUUAGAAAGUCGCCAGUGGGAUGAUAUUUGAAAUAUUUAUUAUAAAUAAACGUAGAUGUAAUGCAUUCACACUGUUAAUAUAGAAAAAAAUAUUGCAGUAGCCUCAGUAGCCUACUGAGUCCAUUGUCCGCCUAUUAUUUUAUUAUUCAAAUUUAAAUUUAAUUUUAAAUUAAUUAUUUUAAUGAAUGAUAGUAAAUAUAAUAGUAAAAGUAAUAUAGUAAUAAUAAUACUGAUACCUCAACAUAAGUUAAGGACUUCGACGAGCUGGCUGAUAUUGGUAAUUGGACCUUAGUCUGUUUUGUGUUAAUAGUGAGAAUGAAGUUUGUACAGUACAGGCAUUGGCCAAAUUAGUAACACUGCUUCCUAAGCUUCUCUAGUGAAACAUUCUAUCAACACCAUAGAAAAGAAUGUUGAACCACUUUCAUAAGGCAAGCUUUAAGAAAAUCCUCAACAUCGAAUGGCAGGACAGGGUCCAGACACUGUGAUACUUGCACAGACAAGUCUCCCAACAUCUUAACCAUUUUAAUGCAGUCUCAGCUUUGUUUGGCAGGACAUUUUGUGGUAAUCUACCACUUGAGCGUCGGCCAAGAAAAAGUUCAGUUUUUCCGGUUUGAAGGGCUAUAUAAACAAUUAUUCUUACAUUGGAGUCUGUUAAUAUUUUUGCUUCCGUAUAGAGGCUAUUAAGUUAUAUAGCACAAAACUAAUACAUUUAAAUACUUAUUACUGCCAAGCUACCGAUAUGCCAAGAAGAAAAAGAGACAACAAUUGUUUUGUUUGAUCCAGAUGACGCGGAUGUCCACACACAGAAUGUGGAAAACGUGAAUGCUCAGAAAGCGUAAACUGAAAAGACAGUUUGGCACAAGAAGCGCCGGUGAUCUUUCCCCUUCAUAUAUACGUGGAUUCAUGUACCACAACCGUUUUCGUGGAAAUUAUAUUUUUUUAAACUUCAUUGUCAACUUGGGGGAUAACUAUGCAUAAUUCCAUUUUCACACAUUAUCUUCUAUUUCAAAAAAAUUGUUAUAGUUUUUCUAUUUAAAAAAAAAUUGUCUAUUAUUAUGGGAAUGAAUAAGUACAACCAAUGUCAUUAAAAAUAAUAUAAGAAUAGUUGUUUAAAUAGCCCUUCCAACCAGAACAGCUGGAUUUUUUCUUGGCCGACGCUCAAGUGGUAGAUUACCCAUUUUGUUGUGAGAAUGUCAGACGAAUGAUUUCCCAAAAUAAUAUUCUAUGGUUAACUCGAGCAUGGAAGGUGAUUUGCUGGUGCUCAGAAGAAAUGAUUUAAAAACAACAUGAACACCUCAAUGAAAGCAUUCGAUAUAGACCUGGACACAAGGGAAGAAUCUGCAAAGAUCAAGCAUUAUGCUGGGUUUUUUUUUUACACAAAGGCUUCACCCAACAUGAAGCCAACAGAACAGCAUCUAGAAAAUACAAAAGAUGGGGUGAAGGAAAAUUCCGGUUAACUCUGGAUCUUGAGAUGUCCCAUACAUACCCUGAACUUACUGCACAAGAACAACAUUUCGUGCCAGAAUCUGUCUCAUCAGUCAUCUGCGCACCUACAGCCAAGUUGGGAAUUAGGACAUAUACAAUGAUAAAUGUGAUCAUGGUUGAUUUUGACUCAUGGUAAUAAACUAUAUAUAUAUUAUUUAGGUAAGUUUAAGGACUUGAGGCAUUAUUUAACUUGUGUAAUUAUUUGGCCAAUAGCCUGUUUAAUCAAUUCUUCUUCUUCUAUAUAUUAAGGGCCUACGAUCAAUUUAUUGGUCAUUUUGGCUCCUAUGCAUAUAGAGGGGAUUUGCAAUGUUUCAAUAUUAUACUAUUUAUAGUAAGGACUGUCAUAUGCAUGAUGUGAGUCCAUAAUGGAUUGAUGGAAUUAUAUAAAUUUCAACAAUUUAUUGGCUUUCUAGGCUUAUUUCAACCAUUUACUUCCCAUUUCUCUGAGAAUUCUGUAAUUUUUCUUGAUAUUACAAAUAAAUUUUAUUACUCCUCUUUUAAAACACAAUGUAAUAUCCUAUAAUAAACCCACUGACAUAGUGUCUUAAUUUUAUUCGUUCUUCCACCCUAAAUACUGUAAAGUGUAAAGAUCCAUACCUUUCUGUGUUCACAAUUUCAUAGACUAAGUUGCCUUUGCCACUGUGUUGAAGACUUUCUGGAUAAAGCAAGUGAAAUAAUGGACUUUUCUGUUCCAAAUUUUAUCCUCGAACUGUACUGUGCUCAGCAGAGUCAGUACUACUACACAAAAUUGUGUGUUCAGUUCUUAUUGAAAUAAAAGUGAUAAGCUCAUCCUUACUUACCAUCCUUACAAUGUGACUGCCAAAGAAAUGUAUUUGAAAAAUAGUCACAUACUGCUGGCUGACCUUGACACAAAUGGAAUAUUCUCAUCUCCCACUCAAUCCCUAUUGCUAAGAAGCAGCAUCUAUGACCAUAUUUAACAGGGUCCAAAACAACUCCAACCUCUCAGAUACAUGUAUACAACUGAUAAUCUAACAGGCAUGCACAAUCAGUACACACCUGUACACUCACAGCAGGAGGCAUGGAACACCUUAUCAGAAAACCCAACAACUUAUACCUGAUUGUAAUUGUAUUGUGAUUUUUCUAUGCAUUUGAUGGCAGGGCAGGAGCCAAACACAAAACUCUUGAAAUGUGUAGUAUGCUAUGAACUUGAUGGCAUGCCAAGGAGCCAAACACAGUUGAAUGUUCUCCACUGUCAGUGACAAAUACUUUUUCUGGCUAAUCCAUACAUGAUAAGAAAGCCAGACCACAAUUACAAACGUCUGCUUUAUGCCGAGCUGACAUGGGGGGAGGGCUGAUUGGGCAUCCAUGUCUGCACUAUGUGUGCAAGAAAGCAGUAACAGCCACCAGCAUUAACACCAUUAAAUAGGCUAAGGAGGUGUGAAAACAAACCUUGCAGAAAGAAGAGCCAACAGUAAUAUAGAAUAAUUAUCUUUGCUAUUCACAAGUGCCAGUUUCUCUAUUAUCAGACUCUUGAGCCACUUGUUUAAGUGCCGAUAGGAAGUCAAAAUGAUGCCACUCUUAGAAGUUUCCGAUAGGAAGUCAAAAUGAUGCCACUCUUGGAAGUUUCCGAUAGGAAGUCAAAAUGAUGCUACAUAUGAAUUUCUUAUAUCAGUAAGAUAGCUUCAUGCACUUUUGAUCCAUUUUAUGAAGCGUCAUUCAAUUUGGAUGUUUCCCAUCAAGAUUAACCUUUUCCUGAUAUUAAAAUCUUUAGAUCUUACUUUGUAGGAUUUCUCUUUUGAAUUUUUCACUGCAAAUUGUUUCAAGGGAAAGAAUAUUUAUCUCUGUCACAGGUUUAUUUGUUAACUUAAUUAAUGAAGAGAAGGAAGUUAGUAAAUAAAUUUAGAAAUUUUACUUACACAUUAAAAAAAUACAAAUUGAUUUUGGUUUAUACCUUUGGCUCAAAGUUAAGGAUGUAUUUUGCUGCAACCUUGAGGAUUGUUUGGAAACUCUAGGGUGCUGUGGAUCACAGCUGUAAACUGCUGAGCAAGAAUAAAAAUGUGCAUAGCAUGUGAAACUUCCUGGUCGCUUAGAAACAGUUAUCUUCUAGUUUUGAUUUUAUUCUGUCCGUGAAAAUGUUUCCCAAAUGUAUUGCUUUAGAUUUGGAAAUGAAGAUAUCUUUUUUAUUUUAAAAAUUGUAAAAUAAAUUAAUAUUUGAUUUCUAUUUUUUCUCUCAAAUUUUACUAUUAUAAGGUGUGAAAAUCGGAUAGAACCUCAACCAUGGCAAAUUUAAUUCAAGAUGAGGAAACACUGCAGCUGGUGAAUUUGUCUAGAGUAGCAACAUUGUACUUAGAUAAGCUGGAGCGAUACGACAGCCAAGAACUAUUAUCGUAUAGCAUGGCACACUGGCUACUCUCCAAUGAUAUCUUCAGGCUCCCAACAGAACAAUUGCAGGGAUUAAUUUCUGAGAUGCAUCCUAAAGAUAACACUGCAGUCUUGUUGUUUCCACUUGAUGGAACAGUACCUCAGCUGUGUUACAGGUUAGUUGGACUUUUUUCCUCUAAUUUUUAAGUUCUGCAUUAUUUCAUAUGUUACAACUGGAAUUUGUUUACUUUCAGAGAAUUUCACAACAUAGUCCGAGAGCUAACCAUGGGAAUCUAUGUAAUGCAUCAAACACCAAUGAUUUCUCUCGAGGCAAAUUUUGACCAGGCAACUGCUUGUCAAAUUCCACCAGCGUAUAUCAACACUCGCGUGGGACAGCUGUUAAUUGCUGUAGACUACAUGAUGAAAGGCAUGUGGCAUGGGGCAUUUUUCCCCAGAGAAAAACGUACCAAAUUUGGAGAAAGAUGGCGAACAAAUCUAGAUGUUAAUAGUUUAGGCAAAGCCGAGACUAAGAAACCUCUUCUUGGGGAAUUUAUCAGUGCAGGUAAUAUUUAUCAAUUUAUAUUAUCUUUUGACAACCGAAUUAAUUUUUUUAAAGUUCUUUUCCUCGAGCUUAUAAUAUACAAAUUACGCAAAAUUUAUUUGCAUUAUUAGGUUUCAAAUAGCAAUCUAUUACUUUUUACAAACUAGGGCAAAUUUAAGCAUUUUCAUAAUAUUACAGUACAGUUUCAUUCGCUGUUAGGUACGUGACAUUGAAAUAAACUAUAAUUCACUUUUAUUGCAAGACAGAAAGAUACCAAUUUGAUUUAUCUUUAUCAUCUUUAGGUCUAAUGGACAUCACAAAGGAUCCAGAUUUUGCCAAUAUAUAUGAAAACAUGCCUACAGAACUGCCAGAUGAUAAGGAACAACUAGAAGAGCUGGAAUUUUUCAUGAGUCAUGUAGAAAACCUCAGCAUGAGAAUGACAUUUACUCAGAAUGAGAUUCUUUUUCAUCAAAACUUAUAUAUUAUUGAGUAAGAUUUACACUACACAAUCAUUGUUUGUCUUUUUGUGAACAAUCCAAUGACAGCUUUUCUUUGAAUGCACAUACACUUUUUGUAAUAGCAAAAUGGGGAAAUAUAUGUCCUCUUAAUUUUAAACUUUAAUUGAAAUGUCAAAAUUCAUUACAGAAGGCAUGCAACUUAUUUGUUAAUUCAUUUUUAUUUGCUUUUACAUUGAUUAUAAUCUUAGUUUCAAACAUAAUUUCAAAUCACUUACAGAAAAAAAGAAAAAGUAUUACUAUAUUAUUCAUAGAUAGCAUGAGAUAAAAAAAAAUUAUUUAACAUUAGGUAGGUAUUCAGAUUCAAAAUUAUUUUAUUUUCUACAAUCAAUGAAAAGAACUUUUAACACAAGCUUAAUUUACUGUAGUUAUGUAAACUGAUUCUCUCACUAGAUUUUCUUACCCAGUUUUAUGAUCAAUCCAUCAGUUCUAAGUAUCAAGUGUCCAGUAUUGUACGUCUCAUGGACACCCAAAUCGAUCAUACUGGCUAUGAGCGUCUAAAGACAAAGCUUCAAAUGCAAGAGGAUGUUAUUCAGGUAGUUCCUAUAUAAAAAUGAAAUAGAAAAAAAUAAAAUGUAGCUUAUAGUUUAAAUCUCAUAAUCUUAAAUUGAACCAUGAAAAGAUUAAUUUCAUUUUAAUUACAAAAUUUGAUGUAUUUUUUGCCAUAAAAAGUAUUGUUUAAAUGCAAACUUUUUUGUUUAGAAAUCACUAAGUGCUAAAACAGAAACGCGAAGGCAGCUAGAGCUACUUAAGCUCAUCAGUUACCUUGUGCCUUUCUUGCUUGGCAUGCGCAAGAGGAUGAGAAUCCCUGAUAUUAAUAAGCUUCUGCCUCCCUUCACAAGUAAGUUCAUUAUUCAAAUGGACCUCAACAGUAGCUGAUAAAAAAAUUGACUUUGUUUAUACAUCAGUGAUCUCUGAUUCUUUCCUACAAUAAUGUUAACCUGUUUUAAAAAAAAUGUAAUUUUCAUAGAACCUCUAUUGAUUUGUAAUGAUAGGAUUAGGGAUUUUUCUACACACUAUGAAUUGCUGCUUUUCACAUCGCAUGGUUCAAGAAUAAAAUAUAAAACAAUAAAACUCCUGGUUCCGAUGUUCCAGUUUGACUUUUGUAACUGUUUGCUAAGCAACUUGAAGGAAAUGAUUCAAAUUGACCUUCCUUAUACACAUCUCUUUUUGUUUUUUGAAAGAAAUAAUUUCAUUCUAUGCUUAUUGCCUAGGCCAGUUAUUCCUGUUAACCGUUUGUCUGUCACAGGUUGCUAAAUGCUAAUAAUAGUUGCGUUCCUGCAGGUGAUGAAUGUCGAACAGAGCGGGAACUUCCACCUUUGAUGGUCGGCCAAGACUUCAAGUGUAAAAAUUUUAUGGCAACUGAUAGUUAUUUUCAUCUGCAUGGAGGUGAGCUGAACAUAGUACAAAUAUGCAUUGGGUCCUGUGGAGGUGAGCUUAACAUUGUUAAAAUAUGCAUUGGGUCCUGUGGAGGUGAGCUGAACAUAGUACAAAUAUGCAUUGGGUCCUGUGGAGGUGAGCUUAACAUUGUUAAAAUAUGCAUUGGGUCCUGUGGAGGUGAGCUGAACUUAGUUAAAAUAUGCAUUGGGUCCUGUGAAGGUGAGCUGAACAUUGUUAAAAUAUGCAUUGGGUCCUGUGGAGGUGAGCUGAACAUAGUUAAAAUAUGCAUUGGGUCCUGUGGAAGUGAGCUGAACAUUGUUAAAAUAUGCAUUGAGUCCCAUGGAGGUGAGCUGAACAUUGUUAAAAUAUGCAUUGGGUUCUGUGGAGGUGGAGGUCCGCUGAACAUUGUUAAAAAAUAUGCAUUGGGUCCUGUGGAGAUGAGCUUAACAUUGUUAAAAUAUGCAUUUGGUCCUGUGGAGGUGAGCUUAACUUAACAUUGUUAAAAUAUGCAUUUGGUCCUGUGGAGGUGAGCUGAGCAUACUUAAAGUAUACUUUGAGUCCCACAAAAUAAGACCUGAAUAAGUCAGACAUUGCAUGAAUUUAAAAAGAAUAAUAAGGGGGUGGGGGUGGAGAAUGAAAUCAGGUUUAUGUAAGUUUUAAUGUUUAUAUUUGUGUUAGUCUUUCUUUGUUCACUGAAGAAGGCUUCUUGCCCAUACGUUUGUUGUUUUGUUUUAUCCUUCUCUGCAGGUUUUACCAUACAUUGUUUGACAAAUUUAAUUUCCUUAAUAAAUUUAAAACUUGUAUAUUUAUUUUAUGUAAAUUCACUCUCCAUGUUAAUUUCAUUGAUUUUGUGACAUAUCAUAUGGUUCCUUUAGUUAAUGUUUUUAAAAAUGUAUCUAUCAAUUAAUUUUGUUAUACUGUAGGUAAAUAAUAUGCCAAUCUUUGACAUGUUUCAAACAAAAAGUACACAAAUAAAAUAGGACAUUCCUACUUUGGGCUAACUGACCCAUUUAAAAUAAAUAAAAUUAAAAAUCAGAAGAAAAAAAUGAAGAAAAGAAGUAAAUUUAUAAUUAUCUGAAAUAAGAUGUUUUGACUUUGAAAAACUAUUUGAUUUUAAAUGAGAGCAUUGGAUGACACAUACACUCCGAUUCAAUGGGUACACUUAAUCACACCUCACAGUCUUGUUUAACUGGAGUCCUUUGUUACACUUACAUUCUAGUUUACUCAAAAGGCAGACUAGAACUAUGUUUGUUUCUUGCAUCUGUAGGACACAUUUAUUGAAUUCACAAAUGAUAACACAAGUGUGUCCUCAAACUGCUCUUGCCUCUCUUAAAUCGAUGAAAUAAAUUGUUGUUUUUUUGGUCUUGUUGACAGGUAUAAACAUUGAUCUAGAAACUGACUCGAUGAAACCUGCCAGCAAAUGUUUUACAGACCACUAUGUUAGCAUCUCUGAUGUUGCUGUGAAAGAGUUAUAUCUUCAUUUGAAUCCAGAGCAACAGCGAGUCAGAGAUCACUACCCCAUACCUACUGUGGAAAUUGAUGGAAAACAGUAAGUUUCUCAGGAAACAUUAUGACAUGUUGACUUUCAACAAAAUUAAUGUAGCCAAAAAAAACUUGGUUUUAAAGUCAGUUUUAUACUUGAUCUUUAAACAAAUUUUUUUUUUCUAAUUAAAACUCUGUGUUACAAAAUAUCAGCAGAGAUAAGAGAUAAUUUCAUGCAAAUUGUGAAAGAUUGUGUAAGAAUAUUUAGGAUUGUUUAAGAUUGUGUAGAAUGUGUAAGAUUUAUAAGAAUUUUAAAGAUUGUUUAAGAAUAUGUACUAAUAUGUAAGGUUGUAUAAAAUUAUGUAAGAUUGUGUUAGAAUGUGUUAGAUUGUGUAGAAUGUGUAAGAUUGUUUUACAUUGUGUAAGGCUGUGUAAGAAUAUUUAAGGUUGUGUAAGAUUGUGCAAUCUUUUAGAGGGGGAAUCUAAACAAAGAAGCAGAUCACAAUAUAAUACCUGUCCUAAUUUUGUCUUUAAAAAAAUAAAUCUCUAAUAGUGUCCUCCAUAGAUCUUGUUUAACAUGAAGAUUAACAUGAAGAUUAAAUCUGGCUAUACCCAUUGCCGGACCUGAAGUAUUAUAAUGUUGUUAGGCACCAUUUAGAGUAUUCUUGUGGACUGCGAUAAAAUAAAAUACAAUUGACUGGCUUAUUGAAAUCUUGUUUAACAGAUACUACGCGCUAGUGAUAGAGUUUGAAACAUUUUAUGGAGUUUCACCUCACAAGCCCUUAUGGGUCAGGGCAUUUAGUGAUGAAAUGGAUAAAAUGAAACCGAAACGACUCCCUCUCACAGACAUCCAAAUGUAUGAACAGUUCAAAAAGAAUUUUGGAGCCAAAAAAUCAAUAAAAUACAAGGUAAAAAAAGGCAAAGACUCAUCAUGUAAAGUUAAUUUUUUUAAUCAUCAUCAAUGGUGCCACAUCCCAUGCAGGGCUCUGGCCUGGUUCCAUUCAGACCAGUCCGUGGCUCUUUAAUCUGGCAUCAUCUUGAUGGGUCCUGUCCAGUUUAAUUGUCCUGACAAUGAAUGUAUCUUCAUACAACUUGUAUACUGUAUUUCUUGAUGUGUUUAAUUUGUCCAUCCAUCGUUAUUCUGUAUAGGCCUGCAUAUUUUUUGAGAACUUUUCUCUCCCAUGUAUUGUGCAGGUGUUUGAUUUUCUUCGUGAGGGUCAAUGUCUCAUUUGCAGACAUUACUAAUGGUCUCAUAAUGGUGAGGUAAAUUGUUUUCUUUAUUUCCCUUGAGAGAGGGUUUCUGCUUCCUAUUAAGUUUUGUAGAGUGAAGUAUGAAUGGUUUCCUACUGAUGUCCUUUCCUUCAGGUCCAUCCGUAGAUCAUUGACCUCAUUUGUGGUAGCUUCUUGGUAUUUGAAAGCAUCCACUCUCUCCAAGGUUUGGUUAUUUAUUUUGAUGUUAUCAUGUGUACGUCUGUUGCAUGACAUCAAGGUGUAUGUCUGUUGCAUGACAUCAAGGUGUAUGUCUGUUGCAUGACAUCAAGGUGUAUGUCUGUUGUAUGACAUCAAGGUGUAUGUCUGUUGCAUGACAUCAAGGUGUAUGUCUGUUGCAUAACAUCAAGGUGUAUGUCUGUUGCAUGACAUCAAGGUGUAUGUCUGAUGCAUGACAUCAAGGUGCAUGUCUGUUGCAUGACAUUAAGGUGUCUGUCUGUUGCAUGACCUCAAGGUGUACUUGGUCUUUGCUUCAUUCCCCUCUAAUCCUGCCUCAACCAAUUCAUCGUCGAAUUCAUUUAAAGCGUUUACUAUGUCAUUAUUUCUGCACAGUCAAGCUGUUUUGUAUGCAUAUUUUUCUAUAUAAUGUUCCUUUGGUUGUGUUACAUUUCUCUGGAAAUAAUUUGUAAUAGUAUGUUUCUAAUGUGAUGUUUAACAUGUUUAAUUUGGUGUUUUUUAAUUAAGUUUUCAUUAAAAUCUUUCAUGUGACAAAGUGACUUCUAGCUAUUCUAAGUAUUAUGUUUUGAAUAAUCUAUUCUUUUGGAUUAAGUGUGACAAAAUAUUCUGUUCCACGGUGAAUUUUGAAGAAAAAUAAUAAUUAUUUUAAAAGUAACAAAACUUUAAUGUUUUGUUUGAGAGAUUGUUCUGCAAAUACUUUGCUCACGCAUUUUUGUCACAAAUAUUGUCUUAAGAAAUUCUUCGUGCUUGAAUAAAUACUGUAUAGGAUAUUAACAAGUCUUAGUAUGUGUUUUAAAGAUUUACUCAUAGGAAUUUUAAUAUUGGCUAAAAUAGUGAUUGAUCCAUAAGCUUGUUAGCACUUAAAUAGCAUAACUCAUAUAACAAUACAACACUGUGAUUCAGUUUUUGUUUCCUUUGGCACAAGAGUUAUACAAAAUGUGUUGUGAUUCUUCCAAGUAAGGUUUAAAAUCGUUAUAGAUAUCUUUGAGAAAAGACAUCUAAUCUCUCAAUUAGUAAAGUCAUUAAACUUCACUUAUUUAAAAUUUUAAGAAUAAAAGUUUUUAAAAAUUCCAAUAGAAUUAAAUAAGAAAUGACAUUAUAAGAUGUAAUCAAAUAAAAGACAAAUAUUUUAAGCUUCCCAUUUCUUUCCUCACGUUUUUCCAUAGACCCCAAUUUCUGGAAUUAAAGUUUGUGCACAAAGAGGUCUCAUCUCAAUGUUUAAUGCACUGACCAGGAAGAUAUCUGCUACCCGAAUCACCAAGCAAGAUGAACAGGGUCUAUCACUCAUACACCAUGCAGCAAUCUUCAACAGACCUCAAAUCAUCACAUUACUUCUGUUGUUGUCCACAGAUGUCAAUGUUCGCAGAAAUAACAUCAUGUCAACAGGUAAAAGUAACAUCAUGUCAGCAAGUUAUUAUAAUAUUAUGUCAAAAAGUUAUUAUAACUUUAUGUCGAGUUAUUAUAACAUUAUGUCAACAAGUUAUUACAUCAUCAUGUCAACAAGUUAUGAUUACUUUAUGUCAAGUUAUUAUAAAAUUAUGUCAACAGUUAUAAAUAAUUUUAUGUCAAUAACUAAUAAUGCUGCUGCACCUUAUUUUCAUAUUCAAGAUAUUUGGAAGCAAAUCAGAAUUAUUAAAUUUUUUUUUUUUUUUGGUUUUCUUGUCCCAUAAACAAUUUACAAGUCUUUUCAAUGUUGAAAUUCAAUAUAUCCUGUAAAUCAAAACUGCUGGGAAAACGCAAAAAUUUAAAUCAUUGAAGACAUACAGUUCUAUUACUGUAGUUCUAUAAAUUUGACGGUAAAAUUUAGUUUGGUGAAAUUUUAAGAUUGUAAUAAAAUCUCAAAUGUCUUUCAAAUCAUAAGAAGGCUGGGAAGGAUUUUCUUAUUGUGCUGAUUAGUACAAUGGGAAAAUAGGCCAGGUGGCAUUCUAAACUUAUCAUAACAACAAAUAAUGGGAGUGUGAAAAAUGUGUUACUCUAGGACUCUGAAAAUAGUUUUAAUAAAAAAGUUUGUCUGAUUCCAGACAAAAAACAUUUAGACUCUAUAUCUAAUUGUAGACGCAUUUUUAUAUUUCAGUUCAAAGAAAUAUAUUUAGGACAUCAUUAAUAUUAUAUCAGAAGAAAAUAAGUUAUAUCAUAAAAGAAAAUAUCAUAUGCCAUUAUGAGUGAAAGAUCUCUUUAUGUUUCCAAUUUCUGAAAUGGAUUUUUUCGUUUUUGAAAUGGGCACUCAUCUGUCAUUGAUUAAAAACAAGGAAAUAUGAUUUUAAAUAUCUCAAAGAUCAUCCAUGCAUGUCUAUACUGUAUAAUAAAUUUAAACCAUCCCCAUUUAUCACAUUUCAUCACAUUAGUAUUUGCAUGAUUUGAGCUCUUGGUUAGAGUUUGUAAACAAACUGAGCCCUGUUAGUCCUUGAAAUUCAUUUGUUUGUUUUCUAAUCUAGCUUAUCUUAAAGCCACCCUAGAUUUAAAAGAACAAAGAAGUAGCAUAGAGCUUUCCCUUGUUAGGAGUGAAUUAAAAAAACUGGACAAAAAUGACGGUAUUCGUUCAGUGCAAGGUUUCAGUUUCUGAUUGGCUUUCAAUCAAAUUUUGUGUUCUACUUUAUUCUGUGCAGACAAUUUUGUGUCCGACUUUAUUCUGUCAGACAAUUUUGUGUCUUACUUUAUUCUGUGCAGACAGUUUUUUUAUUUUUUUAAAAUUGUUAAAGUUUUAUUUAAGUUUUAUACACAUGUAAAUAAGAUUGAAGUUGAGUUAAUUCUGCUUCUAAGUUGACAAAUUUUUCUGUUGUUUAAAUAACAUGUCUGUUUUAAAUUCUUUCUUUAAAAAAGAUAUUUCAAAACCAAUUUCAAAUAUUUUAGUGACAUAUUAUCUUCAUUGAUAGACAUUGAAUAACAAAUUAUUUACAGUUAACUCAAGAUAAUUUCAAAUGAAAAAGAUGUCUUAUUAAAAUAAUUAAAGAAAUUUAUGAAAGAAUAACUCUGAUGCUUGAUAAUAAAAUUUCUUGACAAAAUAUAGGACCUACAGCUCUUCAUAUGGCCGCAAGAUGUGGAUCUCUUGAUGCAGCUAGCUGUCUCAUAGCUAAUCAUGCCAGUCUUUUAGCUAUUGACCAAGAUGGCUGGGCUCCCAUUCACUAUGCGGCUUUCUUUGAUCAUCAGAUUAUUGUCAAACUAAUGUUGCGAAAGAGCUCUGAGCUUUUGGAACUUACAACAAAAAAUGAGUAGGUCAACUGAGAAAAACUUGUAAUAAAGAUCAAUUUAUUGUAGCUGUGAUGGUCGACACUCAACAAACUUGGUUCUUUUAAAAGAUAGAUACUUUGUCAAGUUAAAUUUAACGCCAUCCAUAAAUAGAUACUUUGUCAAGUUAAACUUAACGGCCAUCCAUAAAUGCAUACUUUGUCAAGUUAAACUUAAGGGCCAUCCAUAAAUGACAUCAUGCUAUUUUGGCAGAUUUUUAUCCCCCCCCCCUCUUUCCCCCCUCCACCCAUUAUCACAAAAAGUUUGUCCUUCCUCCAAUUUUAUGUUCUUAGAUUCCUAUAAUAUAAAAUCAAUUACCUUGAGUACAACAGAUAAUUCUCCCAUCCACUACUGUGUGUGUUGCAACCUUUUGUUUACAAACCAAAAGAUUUGACUCCCUUGGAUAUUGAAUGAUUGCAUUUGCAUCAGAAACACUUCUAGAACAUUUACUAAGAUUAUAUCUUCCUGAUCAACUAUUUUUUUGGGGUCUUUCUCACUUUACGCAUCAAUAAGUCUCAGACACCAAUCUUCUACUUUUGUGACAUAAUUUAUAUCAUUGCCUCUUCAAAUCUUGAUAACUUGAUCAACCCAGACCAAUGGUCAGAGCCCAUUUCCGACAUAAAAUACCUUUUACCCUUUUACCAGUUGCCCACAGAACUGAUUUGCUCAUUUAUAAUGAUGGUGAUCAUAGUUUAAAUAUGAAAACAUUGAAUCAAAAUAAAUCAAACAGCAAACAAACAACACUCUUACAACAAUCAAGCAACAAUCUUACAACAAUCACACAUUGAGAAAGUUUAAGAAUAAAAAUGUAAUUAUGAAAAUUGAUGUGUAAAGAAUAAAUAAAGUAUGGUAAAAAAUACUGACAAUCUUUUUAAAUUAAGUUCUGCUUUUGAUGUGGCAUCACAUUACUUAACACCUCCCUCCCCCCAUCCCCCAGUCUGUAACCCUCUCUCCCUAGAUGAUUGUUGUCAUUUAUGGAAUGACCCCUUGAUAAUCUUACAUAAGAAAAUAAGUUUAUUACUCCCAGGUACUGACACUAUUUAAAAAUAUAAUUAUGAAAUAAAUUUAUGUAGAAGCCCACCGUGCACCAUUUCAGUUUCAGUGAGUUUAAAUGUUCAUGAAUAGUUGUAGUUGAAGCAUUGCAUUUUGUUUGAAAGAGCAGGCAUGUACAUAUAAAAGGAGAGAGAGAGAGAGACAGAGCAGAUAAAUAUCUCCGAUGCCGAUAACAUGUGAUUUUUCUAAAAAUGACAGAUUAUCCUCCACGCCUCUACUACUUGCGGCAAGCUCAGGAGCACUAACAUCAGUCAAAGUCAUUAUAGAUUUUGGUGCCAACAUCAGGGCAGACGAUGGGGAGGGCAACAACCUGGUCAUGCUAGCAGCACUCCGCUUUCAUACCUUUGUGUUAGAGUAUCUCAUUGACCUCGAGCAUGCAGAUAUUCCUGUCUGGUCUGUUCUAGUUGGUAGGUGUUGUUGUAGAUGAGUUUUCUGGGUCAUGUUCGUUGGUGAUGUGUUUGUCAUAAAUUGAAAUUCCUAUGUAAAAACAAUAAAAGUGUUAUAACAAAAAGGAAAGGACUAUUAUUCAUAUCUUCACUUAAGACAGCCGUUCUCAACCUGUGGGUCAUGACCCCUUUGGAGGUCGCCUAGGACCAUCGGAAAAUAAAUAUUCAUGAAGAAGCAAUGAAAAUAAUUUUAUGUUAGGGAGUCAACACAACAUGAGGAACUGUAUUAAUGGGUUGCGUCAAUAGGAAGGUUUAGAACACUUGAUUUAAGUCAGAUGUGCUCAUACCAUGAUCUAAUUAUAAUAACCCUUCCAGCUAUGCUAAAUGAUGAAAGUCUGGUUAAAAAAGAAAGUGCAGUGAAAUGCCUUGAAAUUCUCUCAACUUCUAAGCCAGCACAUUGGAAGAACAUUCUCGAUGCUGGUAAGAUUAGAAAAACAGCUUGUUUUUAAAACUAGAAAACUUUUAUUUAUCUUGAAAGUGGACAUUCAUUUUGCCCAAUGCACAUAGAUGAACAUUGUUUCUUCAAAAGUUUUCAAGUAAAUUAUUUGAAUUAACAAUCUUUAAGUUGAACAAUGUAGGUUAUCUCUCUCUAACAUAAAUCUGUCAUAUCCAAUACACUUUUAAAUUUGCCCUUAAAAGGUCAAACAAUGUAGAUAUCUCUCUAAAAUAAAUCUGUCAUAUCCAGUACACUUCUAACUUUGCCCCAAAAGGUCGAACAAUGUAGAUAUCUCUCUAACAUAAAUCUCUCAUAUCCAAUACCCUUCGAACUUUUCCCCAAAAGGUGGCAUCCCGGCUUUGGUGAAACUGUUGCACAUUGAAGUGGCUGAGUUACAGUCAGUGGUGGCUUCUGUCAUCUGCAACAUCUCAGAGCAUGACAGUGUUCGGCAUGCACUUUCCAGGGCUAACGCUGCACCUGUCCUCAUCAAAUUGUUGAGUUCAUCCAUAGAUGAUGUUCAUUCCCGAGCGGCCAUCAUUCUUUCCGAUCUCUGCUGUGUGGAGCAAAAUCAGGUCGGUUUGUUUUCCAAGUGAACACUUAGUAGACGUUUUUCCACUGAUGUCAUAUAUUUUAAAUUUAAGUAAGCACUGACUGAUCAUUAAAAUGUUUCCAAUACAGUUUCAGAUCACCUCAUUUAUGUUACAACUUAAAAUGAUUAUAUUUCUGAGUUUUUUAUAUGAUAAUAUUCUGACUUGAUCUGUGUUUGCAGACGCUGAUUGCUGAAUGUGGUGGUAUCCCUCCAUUGGUCAGACUGCUGGAGUCUGAGCUUGAAGAUGUUUUGGUCAAUGCCGUUAACUGUAUACGGGUUUUAUGUUUAGGAAAUCAUGACAACCAAGAUGCCGUGGCUGAGUGUGGGGGGCUAGAGCCACUCGUUGAGUUUUUAGAAGUUCCUUCAGGUAUGUUGUGCCAUUUGUCAUUUGUGCUGACAGAAACACUGUUUAAAUCACUAUUAUUUACCAUUCACUUCCAUUGAUACUGACAGAAACACUGUUUAAAUCACUAUUAUUUACCAUUCACUUCCAUUGAUACUGACAGAAAAACAUUGAUUAAAUCAAUAUUAUUUACCAUUCACUUCCAUUGAUACUGACAGAAACACUGUUUAAAUCACUAUUAUUUACCAUUCACUUCCAUUGAUACUGACAGAAACACUGUUUAAAUCACUAUUAUUUACCAUUCACGUCCAUUGAUUCUAAUAAACACUGUUUAAAUCACUAUUAUUUACCAUUCACUUCCAUUGAUACUGACAGAAACACUGUUUAAAUCACUAUUAUUUACCAUUCACUUCCAUUGAUACUGACAGAAACACUGUUUAAAUCACUAUUAUUUACCAUUCACUUCCAUUGAUACUGACAGAAACACUGUUUAAAUCACUAUUAUUUACCAUUCACUUCCAUUGAUACUGACAGAAACACUGUUUAAAUCACUAUUAUUUACCAUUCACUUCCAUUGAUACUGACAGAAACACUGUUUAAAUCACUAUUAUUUACCAUUCACUUCCAUUGAUACUGACAGAAACACUGUUUAAAUCACUAUUAUUUACCAUUCACUUCCAUUGAUACUGACAGAAAAACAUUGAUUAAAUCAAUAUUAUUUACCAUUCUCUUCCAUUGAUACUGAUAUACACUGCUUAAAUCACUAUUAUUUAUUAUUUACUAAGUUGGCCCGAUGACUCUGCCAAUUUUACAAGCAUCCUUUGUUAUCAUGUUGAUAUUCCUAAUCUUUCCAACAGAAGAUCUUCAAGCUGGGGCAGCAGCAGCUUUAGCAGCUUGCUGUACGAAAAAUGUAGAAAACCAAAAUGCUGUCAUUAAUGUAGAUGCCCACAAGUAAGGAACUGACCUAUUUUAAUGUCAUCAUUGGUGGGCUUUAGUGUCAUCAUUGGUGGCCUUUAAUGUCAUCAUUGGUGGGUUUUAGUGUCAUCAUUGGUGGGCUUUAAUGUCAUUAUUGGUGGGCUUUAGUGUCAUCAUUGGUGGGCUUUAGUGUCAUCAUUGGUGGGCUUUAGUGUCAUCAUUGGUGGACUUUAGUGUCAUCAUUUGUGGGCUUUAAUGUCAUCAUUGGUGGGCUUUAAUGUCAUCAUUGGUGGGCUUUAAUGUCAUCACUGGUGGGCUUUAAUGUCAUCACUGGUGGGCUUUAAUGUCAUCAUUGGUGGACUUAAGUGUCAUCAUUGGUGGGCUUUAGGGUCAUCAUUGGUGGGCUUUAAUGUCAACAUUGGUGGGCUUUAAUGUCAUCAUUGGAUGGCUAAUUACAGUAGUGACCACCCGAAUAAUGUCAUCAUUGGUGGGCUUUAAUGUCAUCAUUGGUGGGCCUUAAUGUCAUCAUUUGUGUGCUUUACUGUCGUCAUUGGUGGGCUUAAAUGUCAUCAUUGGUGGGCUUUAAAUUGGUGGGCUUAAAUGUCAUCAUUGGUGGGCUUAAGUGUCAUCAUUGGUGGGCUUUAUUGUCAUCAUUGGUGGGCUUUAGUGUCAUCAUUGGUGGGCUUUAAUGUCAUCAUUGGUGGGCUUUAAUGUCAUCAUUGGUGGGAUUUAAUGUCAUCAUUGGUGGGCUUUAAUUUGGUGGGCUUUAAUGUCAUCAUUGGUGGGCUUAAGUGUCAUCAUUGGUGGGCUUUAGUGUCAUCAUUGGUGGGCUUUAGUGUCAUCAUUGGUGGGCUUUAAUGUCAACAUUGGUGGGCUUUAAUGUCAUCAUUGGGGGGUUUUAAUGUCAUCAUUGGUGGGCUUUAAUGUCAUCAUUGGUGGGCUUUAAUGUCAUCAUUGGUGUGCUUUAAUGUCAUCAUUGGUGUGCUUUAAUGUCAUCAUUGGUGGGCUUAAAUGUCAUCAUGCCACCCGAAAUUACAGUAGUAACGUGGGCUUUAAUGUCAUCAUUGGUGUGCUUUAAUGUCAUCAUUGGUGUGCUUUAAUGUCAUCAUUGGUGGGCUUAAAUGUCAUCAUUGGUGGGCUUUAAUGUCAUCAUUGGUGGGCUUUAAAUUGGUGGGCUUUAAUGUCAUCAUUGGUGGGCUUUAAUGUCAUCAUUUGUGGGCUUUAAUGUCAUCAUUGGUUGGCUUUAAUGUCAUCAUUGUUGGGCUUUAAUAUUAUAUUAAUGGGCUUUAAUGUCAUCAUUGGUGGGUCAUCAUUGGUGGGCUUUAAUGUCAUCAUCGGUGGGCUUUAAUGUCAUCAUUGGUGGGCUCAAAUUUCAACAUUAGGGGCUGUAAAGUCACAUUGGAGUCAACAUUGUUAGGCUUAAAUAAACUUUAAUGUAUUCAUAAUAGGGGUCUAAUGUCAUCAUUGGACGGGUCUAAUGUCUUCAUUGGAGGGGUUUUGAGACAAAAGGCAUUGAACAAGAUAAUCUAACCCCCAAAACAAUCUUGAUAUUUUCUGACGCAAUAAAUCCAAGUGAAUGACAUCAAUGCCUCUGAUUGCAGACCUUUGGUUGAGCUGAUUCGUGGCAGUCGUAGCACCACAGUGCAAGUCAAAGCAGCAAGCGCCCUGGAAGCCUUAGCCAGCUUAAAUCCAUAUUGUCAAAAGAAGUUUUUACAGCUAGAUGCACCAAAAGCUCUUAUUAGACUUUUAAAAGUUGGUAACAUUUUUUUUCCCUUAUAUUCUUAGAGGAGUUUAUCCAUAAUGGACAAUAGGUUUACCAAUGUCCACGACAUUGCUAAAUUUUAUAUUUUAGGCUUUCUAAAACAAAAAGCCGGUGUGAUCGUCUUCAUGAUAUAAGUAUACAUUAUUCAGAGCCAAAAUCAGUGAGAAUUGUAGGCUAUAUUAUAUUCUUUUUGCAUUUAUUAUUUUUCUCUAGCUGGACACUUUAUAUCAGGGGUCUCAAACUCAAAUCAUCCAGGGGCCGCAGGUGUCAGAGUCUGAGUGAGACUGGGCCGCAUCAAGUAGUCCACAAAACAGCGAUUACAAAUUCAACCUUGAAUAAUAACAAAUAAAACUUUAAGGGUUUCGAGAACUAGGCUUCACUUUCUUCCUCCUACUGCUUGUUGCCAGAGGCCUGACAGCGCAAGUGACUAAGCUGACAUGUUCGGAAUUUCCCUCACUCGUAAACAUUAGCCGCAAUUUUAAUAGGGAUUCUUUAAUACUGUGUCAGAGCGCUACGAUGUACACAAUUAUGGUUGUGCUUUACCUACUAAAUGACUUUUAAAAAUUUUAAAUAUGUAUAUAUAUUAUUCGAAGCAUGUUUUCUCAAAACCGCACUUUAGCCAUGUUUUUCACAUAAAAUACUACAAAUUAAAAACUUUUAGUCCGAAUUUAAAAUAAUUUUUACCAUUAAAAUCAACGUCCAAAUCUAUACAAACAUAAUAAAAAUCCAAAUUAGACUAGUCGGGGAGAUUCGACUGAAACCGUCGCAGAGAUUCACAUUAAAGAUAUGAGAAUGGGGAAAACAUGCGGGCAUCAUUAACACUAAAUUUGCUGUCAUGUCGCGGGCCGCAAAAUAUCAUCUUGCAGGCCGCAAAUGACCCACGAGUUUGAGACCCCUGCUUUAUAUCCACAUAGCUGGUAGUUAAAAAAAACAUGACAUCAGUGGCGUAGCGAGGGUGUUUGGCGCCCGGGGACAAGAUUCACGCCCGGGGACAAGAUCCAUUUUAAACGCCCCUUUUUCUUUUUUUCAACUCUCAAACCCAUUAUUUUCAUCUAUAAAAUAAUAUCAAAGCACAUUUUGGCGCCCCUAACUAGCUGGCGCCCGGGGACAUCUGUCCCCCCCUGCCCCCACCACGCUACGCCUCUGCAUGACAUCUCCCUCCAGUAUGGUGACAAAUAAUGUUAUAAGUUGAUGGUAAACUCAAUAAGUUAGUCAAGAUGGAUAAAAUUUACUUUACUUUGUUAAUUUAAAGACACUGUCAUUACAACAGCUAGCAUAUUUAACCUAAGAAUUAUGUCUAAUUACAUAUAAAUUGUUAUAUUUAUCUAUUGAGUCAAUUUUUUAAAUACAAUUGCUAUUGACCUGUGGAAAAAAAAAAAAUAAUUAAAAAAAUUGAUUUUAACUUAGCUUUUUAGCUUGUUUUAAGCUAUUUUCAUUUAAAAGAGGCUACUGCAGCGAAAGGGGAUUAUUUAUUCAUGCUUUCAAAACGAUCAAAAUGAUAAAAUAGUUUUCAAUUAAAUUUAUUUUUUUUGGUACAAUUUUUUGGGCACUUUUUUGUACAGUUUUUGAUCCCACAGUUUGGCACAUAUCAAUAUAAUAACUAUUUUUUUUCCUAUUUCCUGUGGCUGAUAAAUUAUUACAAAAAAAAUGAUCCUAAAAUGUUCUUUCCUUUUAGUUUACUUCCCUUGAAUGGGAUGGGAAGGGUUGCUUAAAUUCAAGGACUGUUGUUGUUUAAAGCACAUCCCCUUGGCAGCAUAUUUUCCCAAAUAUUUUAGCCUCAUGGUUUUCAAGAUAGUUUUGGCUGUACCAAGGAUCUGUCUGAACUUUCACAAUAUUUUACGUUGUAUUUUCUUAUAUGAAUCUCCUCUAUGUGACUAUCUCUUUCUCUCUUUCCCUAUCACUAAUUUCUGUUUUUAGACUUUGCGCUUUCAGACUCCACCAAAUCCCAUCGGUCAUUUUGAAUGAACCGAUUAGCAAUAAGUUUGAAAAGAGUAAGAUUUUUACCCACUUGAAAUUGAAAAUAUUGAGGUUAAAAAAAAAACAUAUUGAAAAUAUUAUUUCAUUAAAGUAAACUUGCAAAAAUAUUGACUGAAUUAUGUCCACAGAAUUAUUAACUACAGCAGUGAUUCCAAAACUUAUGAAUUUGCUGCCCUGUGUUCCUGUAAUGUACUGUAAUAAAUGACAAAUAACAUUACCGAAUGUAAUCUAAUUUUAGGUGUUUUAAUUUUUACCCCCCUUACCACAAACAUUUUGCGAAAAUUUAAGAAAAUUGUUUGCCAUCAUCUUAGUCAACUUUAAGUUCUAUGACUGUGAAACCUUCGUCUUGUUUAGAAUGUCUAUGUGGAAGUUCGAGAGCAAGGUGCAUGUGCACUCUGGGCACUGGCAGGUAACACAAAGACUCAACAGAAAAACAUAGCAGAGAGGAUCACUAUUACUCACAUAAUACAGAUGUUACUGGAGCCCACAGAGAAGCUUCUCUAUGUUGGUAGGUCAUUGGCUCUAAAAUCUUUGUUUGCAGAUCACUGGCUCUAAAAUAUAAGUUGGUAAUAAAGGGGAGACACUGCAGUCAAGUUAAGUUAAAGGAAAUGAGCGAAACAAAGUAUGGGAAAACCUGAACAAAGAGUGCACCAAAACAAUGAAUGUGUUGGCAAGAAGCCUUCUUAAGCAAACAAACAAAAGUGAAAACAAUAUAAAAUAAAAAUAAACACUUAGCUGCAAUGUAGUAUCUGAGAGUACAGCAAGAGGAAUGUGAAAGUAUAAGUUGGUAGGUCAUUGGCUCUACUAUAUAUGUUGUAGUGUAAAUGUACAAGGUCAUCCCAUGGAGUUGUUGCUGAGUUUAUUUAUCAUUAUUAUCCACUAACCAGCUAGUUUAAACAUUUUGCCAUUUUGAAUUGUGAAAUUAAGGUCUGUCUGAAAAUGAAUUAUUAUUUUAAGUGUUUGAGCGCUCAAAAUUUUAAACUACGCUGGUAUGAAUUUCUUAUCUUAGGUAAAUUAUUGCAGUUUUCGUGAAUUUGAAAUUUUGUUUAUUUUACUUGUGGUAAGAUGUAAACCUAACAUAUUUUCCUGAAAUCUCCAGGUUGUAUGACGGCUAUUGCGCUUGGGUCUGAAAAUAUUUCCAAUCAAAACAAGCUGGCAAUGGCUGAUGCUUUUUCCCAACUAGUAAGGUUGCUGCGGUCACCAAAAACUUCACAGAAAGUUCUGCAUAUGGUGAUCAAAGUCCUAGGAAUUCUGUGUGUCGGUAAUAUUAACUUACUUAUAAUUAUAAGCAUUAUUGGUUUAUUUUGUACUUACCAUUAACAUUACUUAUUUCAUUCAGAAACACUCAAAGUGUCUAAAGAAAUCUUUUAAAGUUAUAGAAAAUCCAUGCUUUUAUCUCCUUCUCAAAAAUUUGAAUUUAAUCUUGUUUUUUUUUGGGGGGGGGGGGGAUUAAGCUAUCUAAUUUUAGUUUAAAAAUAAUAAUAAAAAAAUCAAAUUUAAUAUUACAAUUUAAAACUCAAAAUCAUCAAAGAACAUAAUCAAAUGUGUUUUCCGACUGAAAUCUGAAAGUAGGACUGCAAUAAAUAAUGAUGGUUUUAAAAUGUAUUAAAUAUUUUUUUUUUUACUUCCUCGCUGUAGGUGUUGCUUACAGAAACAACAAGGUUACUCAGGGUAAAAUAGCAGAUGAGGGUGGCAUCCCGGUCCUAGUUCAUCACUUAGCAAAGCCACCCAAUGAAGAGAUCCAGGUGGAGGUGGCCAUCACACUUGGCUGUGUUGUCCUCAGCAAUAAAGAGAAUCAGGAGAAACUAGCAGAUGAACCAGGCUUCAAGUUUGACAUUCUUUUGAAUUUGCUCCGAGCUAAAGAUGAUGUAAUUCAUUUCAUAAACCCUAACUUAAAUAUAGUUUGAAAUAAAAUGUUUCAAUGCUAAGGAGAUUAUUGUAAAUUUGAUUCAUCCAUUUCAUUUAGCAAGAACAAAAUAAACAGCCCACCAUUUAUUCAAUAUACUAAUAUUCCUUAAAAAAUUGUAUAAAUGAGUGAUUAAUAGAUCUCUUUGUGGGUUCAAAUAAUGUAUAAAAAUAUUCAACAGUAUAAAUUUCAUAAGUCAAAUUCUUGAGUACAUUGCCACAUCUAUAUUAAUAUAUUUAAAGAUUUUAAAACUUAUUUCUUUUUUAUCCUGACAGGAAAUUCGACUCAGAGCCGGAAUGGCCCUGACAAUAUUUGCAUUCAACAAUACGCCUCAACAGUUUUCUAUGCGUGAAGCAGGCGGCAUUAAAUACAGUGUGUUUGAUAAGUUUAUCCUGAGUGGUGAUGAGUUCUACCAAUGUUACGCCGCCUUCCAGGUAAGCCAACUGGACCUCUCGAAAUUUUAUUUUUUAUUCUUCACUAAUGGAGGUUACUUUUAGAAAAUGUACAAUUUUUUUGCAAUAUUAAUUUUGUCAUAUUUUUACUUCUGCCAAACUAAUAGUUGUAGUUGUGUACAUCCAGGUGGUUCUCUUUCUUAGCAAGGGUUAUCAUAGAUAAAGAUCAAGUAAGCCUAAUUAGUUCUGCCAAACUAAUAGUUGUAGUUUUGUACUUCCAGGUGGUUGUCUUAGCCAGGGUUAUCAUAGAUAAAGAUCAAGUAAGCCUAACCGCUCAAGGCAUUAUGUUGCUUGUGUCAAAAUUAAGUUGUGAAGAUGAGAAGGUGGUCGUGUUGGCCUGUAGCCUGCUAGCAGCUCUUUCUCACACCAGAGCUGGUCUCACAGAUGCCAUGAUAACUUGUGGCAUUUUGGAUCAGUUGGUUCUACAACUAGACUCACCCAAUGACAUAGUAAGUCUUUUUAGUCACCACUCAAUGAGAUUGUAAGUCUUUUUGGUUUGUGUCACAAUCAAAUUCCCUUAUGUCACAAUUAAAUUUCAUUGUCAAUAAUGCUCAAGGCGAAGUGUUUCAAAUAGUGACUGAUAUUUAACUCUCAACAUUCACAAUAAGAAAUAUAUCUCACAAAAAUCGGAAAAAACUUGGAAAAUAUAUCACAUGAAUAUUCAAUUACUAACUUCUGGAUAAUAUAAUCUUCUUUUACUUGAUAAAAUAUCAACACAAUAUUAACCUUCAUUACAACAUCAACGGUCUCUUUUCAUUCCUCUCAAAACAAACUCUAUUAAUCAACUCCCCCGUCCUGAUUGGCCAGUUUCUCCCCAAGUCCCAACACUCUGUAUAUUAUAUAACAAAUAUUUACCAUAUUACUCCCAUUAGUAUUCAUAUUUGUGACAGUUAUCACCCAAUGACACCGUAAUUCAUAUUGGUCACUUUCAUUUUCACACCCCUUAAAGUUAGACUCACCCAAUGACAUUGAAAGUCUCAUUGGGCACUUCCUCAAUUUGCCCAUGUUACUUAUCUAAGAAUUUAAUAAAAUUGUUUAUGUUUUUAUUAAAAUACUGUAUUUUAUGUUUAUACAUUGUUAUUCCUUUUUUUUUUUUGGUUGUAAGUUUUAUUUAUUUUGCAUUGUCUUUGGUCUAUAUUUAAUUAUAUUUAUUUAAUAACAAUAAAAUUUAGUUUGCUUUUUAAUGUAAAUAACCAAAUAAUAUUUCUUCACAGCAGAGUUAUACCGUUGAACUUUUGAUGUAAAAAUUACUAAAAAUAAACAAUGUUGAAAAUGUUAAGCAACUGUCAAGAGCAACAGUGGGUCUCUUUUUCUGUAACUCAAUUUAUUUUUCUCCAGGUAAGAAAUGGAGCAGCUGUUGCCCUGGGAUAUUUGACCUUCAACAAAACUGCGUAUCGACUCCUUUUUUCUCUUUGUCGAAAUGUUCCUAAGUUGUUUGAUAAGAUUAUGAGAAACAUUGGAGAAGAUCCACGGAUAUGUGAAGAGUUCAUCAAUGACUUUAAACGAGCUACAAUAAUAGGUUUACCAACUCAGUGGUAAGUUGUCCUAUCAUUACUUUCAGAAAGAAUAAAAUUAAAAGUUGUUUAAAAUGUAAUCAUGUAAAAAAUGAUAAUUAUAUGGUAACUUAAAACCUUAAUAACAAAUUUUUUUACAAUUUCAACUUUUCAAUCUUCUAUCUAUGUUUAACCAACUCAUUUAACCAAUGGUAAUCUUUCUAAGAAACUUUUGGCUAAAUUAUUGAACAAUUUGUUCUUUAAAUACAUUUUAUCCUAUGAUUCCUUUGGUUUUAAGCAAUGCAAAAGCCCAAAAAAACCAAAAUCUGUUCAUGAUUUUCAAAAUUAGCAGCAAAUUAAAAUCUUGAUCUCUUAGAAACCAAUUUAAAACUAUGGUCUAUCUUAUAAAAAUUAGGCAUACCUCACACAUGAAACAAUAUAUAUUUUUUGUAGUUUUAUUUUAGAAUUAUUAUUUUUUCAAUUUUAUUGAAAAAUUCAACUUACAAAAUAAUUAACCUUAAAAAUAGUAUUUUCUGAUGGUCAAAUUUAUACACAGUGCUUAGGAAGAGGGUGUGUUAUUUUGUGGACACCUUGUGAAACUUACAUAGCAUAGGAGCCUGUGCUAUCAUGACUCCAUGGGGUCAAAAAGGAGCAAGUGCUAUUAUAGCUUCAUGUUCUAGAGCAGUGCUGUCCAAAUCCGUGGCCCAUGGGCCACACCUGAUUUUAAAUGGCCCACUACAGCGUGAGAGAUUUUUAGGAUGUGUAUGGUAUAAAAAUUAAAACAUUUUCGGUGAAAAUAAAUUUUCAAACCACAUUCAUUGAUUUAAUGCUGUUGGGAAAUCACAUGAGAAGUUCACAUGAACAGGGAAAAGGGGGAGGUCACAAAGUUAAGGAGUCGGAUACCUUCACAGGUAGCAGUAAUUUAUGUUAAGGCUAUCAGCAGAGCAAUCAUUUGGGAACCUGUGUGACAUAAAAUCAGACACUAUCUUCUCCUUCUUUCUGUUGCUUCUACAUUGUAGGCGUUACAGGGUGUCAGGUAAAAUUACUAAUGACAUUGGGAAAGAUGAAUAGAAAAACCAAAAUUAAACUUGAUAUGUAGCUAUUUGGUCAUUGUAAAAAUAUCCAUGCCACCACCAACGGUCGAAUUUAGAUGAAAUAGAUGUGCACUGUGAGUUCACUCUUUCGCUUUGUGGGAUGAUAAUAAUAUGACAGGAAAGUCUUUGGGUCAGAGUAAUUGAGAUGGGAGCUGGGGUGCAAUAAAGGUGUCACAACUGAAUGACUAUGGUUGGCAAAAUGAGCUAUUUAUGGAACAGUGUUACCUGUACUUCAAGCAGGUAGUCAAGCCAGGUAUGGUAGAGUGUGUCCAUCCUGUAUUGUUGUGACAUUAGGGGAAAGUACCUGGGAUUCAGAGAUCUAAAUAUGAGUCGUUCAAUGAGUAGAAAGCAGGAUACAAGCUGUGUUUGUUUGUAGUCUGUGCAAUUCAGUCAAGGGAGAAGGGUGUGAAACAGUAGAAAUCAUCAUCAUUAGUGGCGCUACAGCCCAUGUAGGGCCCUGGCCUGCUCCACUACAUCCUUCCAUUCGGAACGAUCCAUGGCUUUCCGCCUCCAUAGUCAAAAAGGUUUGACAGCACUGGUCUAGGGGGAACUUUCGCAUACUCUCACUGUCGCUCAAGAUUAAAAUUGUGCAAAUAUGAACUGAUAGUGUUUUAUAAAUUCUGUAUACCCAUUUCAGUUUGGAGAUACAUGGUGGUCCACCAAUUCAAGCAAGAAAAAAUCAGAAAAGUAACUUAAGAUCUUAUUUAAAAGAUUUGCCUUAAACUAUAGUCUUAUUCUUUUUUGAGGAAAGAACUCAAAGAUAUCAUGAAUUUUUUCUGAUACCAAAUGUAAACUAGAAUAAGUGCAUUUAGAAACAAAAAAAAGUUAAAUUUAAAUUAAAUAACAUUUUCUCUACUUGGUCCCAGAGAUGGACAUUUAAAAAUAAUAGUUAUAUGAUUAUAAAAAAAAUUAAUUAGUUAAAACUAUGUUUUUUCAAAGUAUGUAAAUUACGCAAAUUGAAUAACUGAAAUUUUAAUGAAAAUAUUGUUAAUAUAUCCAGAACGUCGUCCAUGUACAACACAGACAAGCUCAAAGUACCAUAAAAAUGCCAACAAUAGUCGUGCUGUAUCAGCCCCUACCACAUCCACUAGAAGUAAUCCAACCCUCCCAGACAUUCAUUCAGAGGGAAAUUUUGUGCAGGUUUAUAAAUUGUUGUUGUAUACCAGGGACAUGCAAAAUUUUUUAAAGCUUUUUACAACGCCGGCCUUAGGUAUACUUUCACCCUAUGCGAAGCACCGGUUAGGUGUCCCCUUCCCUGUCCUUAUAUGGCUCCACUCUUUUUCCGAUUACGACGUAGGCUAUGGAGCAGGUGUUAUGUUAUGAUGUUAUAUAUGUAGCUAACCAUUUUAACAUGCACAUUAAUUUAGACUGUUUAGUUUUUCUAUGGUACUUCAUACUUCACUAUAAUAAACUAAGAGAAUUUAAAUAUUUACUGGGCGCCUCAAGUGCUCCUAUGGCCAUGGUGCCCUUUGCAAGGGCACAGGUCAUACACCCUUAAGGCCGGCGUUGCUUUUUAUCAAGGAUGUUUCAUAAUUAAUUUAAUUAUUUACUUUAAAAAUUACAAUGAUAUUACUUUAUAAAAAAGGUCAUAAUGAUUAUGUUAAAUUAUGUAAAAUUUUGUUUGGCCAUUUCACAUGGUGCUUUUUUUAUUUUCCAUUACUUAUCACAAAUAGAAGUUGUUCUCCUUUAAAUCUAACUAUGAUAUUUGUGUUGUUGUACUAACAUUAAUUAGUAGCUGUUAAAUUUCACCAACCAACAGUAGGAUUUCUCCAACUAACUGGAGGGGUUCUCCAACUAACUGGAGGGGUAAUCCAUUACUUUCUGUAAUUUAAAAUCUUAUAAGCCAUUUCAUUUCAUAAACUUUUUUCUUUUCAACAGAUGUUUUUCAUGAACCUAUGAAAUAAUGCAUUUAAAAUUGAUAACACAAAAUAACAUGACAUUUCACUAAUAAGCCUACAUGCUAAUUGAAAGAAGAUAUUUUUCCUGAAUAAUAUUUCAUUGAGAGCCAUCCUUGAUAGCCACAUUCCAAUGACCUAAUGGGCAAAUAGGCUACUGACCCAAUGGGCUAUGCUUUCCAUUGGCUACAUUUAAAUUAAGACUCUGUAUUAUGAUUAUACUAUUACAAUUAGGAAACAAAGAGUUUUUGUUUUUUUUUAUUCUAGAGAACUUCAGCAGUUCAGAGGUCAACAUCAUCAUCAACUGGUUUUUCCAGCAAGGCUGGGAGUAUCAAAGUCAAAUCUAAAGAUGGAAACAGUGAAAAAUGAGGCCAUCUUGAACUAUUUACAUUACAUGGGUUUAAAAUGUUAUUGAGAAUGUGUGCCGAGUGCAAAAAAUUUUGAUUUUAUUUUUUACUUCAAUAAAA
Molecule: messenger RNA, 27504 nt
Organism: Lymnaea stagnalis (great pond snail)
Lineage: Eukaryota; Metazoa; Mollusca; Gastropoda; Lymnaeidae
Source: the annotation of a GenBank genome assembly